AUGGAAGUUGCACUACAAGUUGUACAGGGCCUUAAGGAGGCAGACAAUAACAUAAGAAAGCAAGCUGAGGAGAAAUUGAAUCAAUUGAGAGAACAUGACUCAUAAAAUUUACUCAAGGGAUUUAUCGAUCUAAUUUGCAUUGUUAAUAAUGAAUAAGUACCAAACUAGGUAAUGGCUGCCGUUCUAUUGAAAAAGCUUUACUUAGAUAAGAGAACAGAAGAAGCUAGCUUCUGGUAAUUGAGUGGCCAAGAUUUUGUCCAACUAAAAGAUUAGAUCCUUACCAACAUCGAUUUCUAAUAACCAAUGCUUCUGCUUAAGAAAAAGGCAGAUAUUAUCUGUGCAUGCUACAGAGAAAUUAAGAACUACCCAGAGUUAAUUUAAUAGCUAGUGGCUGUCUUGUAAUCAUAAGACUAAGACAAUUCAUCUGUCAAGAAAGAAUAUGCUAUGCACAUCUUUGAAGUUCUAGCUGAGUAUCAUUUACCUUAAGAAGAAAUUGUUUAAAAUUCAAACUAAUUCAUGCAAUUGUUCUUAGAUUGCUUAAAAGAUUCAAGCAUCUCUGUCAAGGUUGCUGCUCUUAAGGCAAUCACCUCAUUUUUAGGUUCCAUUGAUGAUGAAUCUGCUGUCCUAAAGUAUCAAGAUUUAAUGGAUGGUAUCUUGGAUGUUGUUAUCGAAGUUUUGAGAUCAGAUGAAGAUAAGGGUAAGGCAUCUCUUGAGAGCAUGAUUGAACUCACUCAAAGUCAUGGUGAAAUUUGGACUAAAGUAGCUGAAAAACUUCUUUUUGUCAUUUCACAAAUCAUUUAAAAUAAGAGCUUCGAUGAUAGCAUUAGACAAUCAGCUUUAGAAAUUAUCAGUACUUUGGCAGAAGAUAUCCCAACUCUACUUAGAAAACAUCAAAAUGAACUUAAGACUCAUUUUUUCCCUGCACUUGCCCAUAUGUUAGCUGAAUUACCACUUCAAGAUGAUCUUGAAGAAUGGAAUAAGGAGGUAGAGGAAGAACUUCAAGCUAGAAACGAUCCAAGCUCUGUUGCAGCUGACAACCUUAACAGAAUUGCUUCAUUCUUAGGAGAAAAAACUCUCAUCAAUUGUACAUCUCACAUUAUCAAGGAAGCUAUCGAGCAGAAAGGAUCAUGGCAAUUAAGAUCAGCUGGAUAUAUCUUCCUUGGAAUGAUAUCUGAUACUUGCUCUGAGGCAUUCAGAAAAGGAAUGGAUGAAAUCAUGAAAAUGUGUGCUGCAGGCUUAAUUGAUGAGCAUCCAAGAGUCAGAUAUGAAGCUCUUACAUGCUUAGGAUUAUUAUUAACCGAAUUAGCUCCAGAUGCUUAAAAGAAAUUCCAUUCGGACCUGAUAGUCAUUCUAGUCAAAUUAAUGCAAGAUGAGUAAUUGAUCAAAUUAAGAAAAUAAGCGACUUCAGCAAUGGUAAACUUUGUAAGAGGCUUAAUCAAUGAGGAAGAUGAUGUUGAAGACAAAUCUCAUUUAGUAAAUGCAUAAGUUUUAGAACCUUAUGCUGACGAUCUUGUCAAUACUAUUAGCAUGCUAUUUGAGUAAUCAUUACAAUCAAACUAUCCACCACUUCAAGAGGAGGUCUUAGGAUUAUUGAGCUGUUUGGCUAAUGUUCUUGAGACUAAAUUUGCCCAAUACUAUGGUAGAUUCAUGCCAGGUCUAAAGCAAAUUCUAGCUACAGUUCCAUGGGAAACUCAAUAACAAUAAGAACUUAGAGCUCACUGUAUUCAAACAAUAGGAUUUAUUCUUAAUUCAGUAAAAGAUCAAACUGAUAUUUGCAGAAGUGAUGCCCUUGAAGUUUCAACACUCCUUACAACUCUAUUAAACUCUGAUAAAAUUAAGGAUUCAGAUCCUUAAUCACUAGCAAUCUAAAAUACACUAUCUUAAAUUGGUGCUUGUUUAAAAAGCGAAUUCAAAUAAUUCCUUCCUCAAAUUAUGCCUGCUCUUCUCAGAGAUGCUGGGAGAGAUAUUGAUCUUAAAAUUCAAGACGCUGAGCUUCCAGAUGCUUAAAAGGGACUAUCAGAAAAUGUUACAUCUUUAAAUAUUAAGAUCAAAGGCUUUGAAGGAGAGAGAUAAAUCACCAUGAAUACUAAUGCUCUUGAGAAUAAGAUAAAUGCCAUUUAAAUCAUUAAAAAUAUUGCUUCAAACUUAGGUACCGGCUUCUUUGAAUAGGUAGAGCCAGUAGCUCAGCUAAUUUCAUCUCAACUUAUUAACUAUACCUAUUCAAGAGCAGUGAGAAAGAUUGCUAUCUAAACAAUUGUGUUCUUGCUUAACUCUUGUUAAGAUUCAAACCAUAUGAAAGCUCUUUGGCAGCACAUCUAUCCAGGAUUCAAGGAUUUCAUUUUGCUUAAACUAUCCAAGUUCGACUUCAGUGAACUAAGAUUUUUAAUGAGAGAAUUAUAAAAAUGCAUGAAGUAAUUCUGGAAUUUCGGAAAAUAAAACGAAACUUUCUUAUCUUUAGAAUAAGUCGCCGAGCUAAUUAAGCUCUUGAAUGAAGUAUUCAAGGCUGUAAAAGAUGAUAAACAGACUAGACUUGAGUAAUUCAAGACUGCUAAAAAGAAGAUGGACGAGGAGGAUGUAGAAUUCUUCCAUGAAGAUCUAAAGAAGGUAGACAAAAUCUAAAACUAUGUUAUGGAAAUCAGUGGUGUCCUAAUACAUGUAUACAAGGGCAGUAUUAGCUAACUUGUUAUUGAGAAUCUUUUAAAUCAUUUCGCUGUCACCUUACAAAAUCUAAAGGGAUCUGCUGAUUAUGAAAUUCUUAACUCUGUUUGUUUCUUCUGUGACAUUCUUGAAUAUGGAGGAGAUGAUUUGUUCAAUCUUGCUGCUGGUAAAGCUGCUGAGAAAUUCAUUGAAGUAAUUAGAGCCUUCCCAGAGAAUCGCGAUUUAAUUUAAUCAGCCGGCUAUGGACUUGGUGUUGUCGGAAUGAGAACUCCUCAAGGGUAAUUCGGACUUCUAUCAGAAACAUUCUAAACUCUUAAAGCUAUUAUUGAUGAGGCAGACUCUAGAUCAGAUGAAGAGAAAGUAGAUUCAACUGACAAUUGCAUUAGCGCUUAUGGUAAACUUGUACUCUUCCAAUUUGAUAAUAAUCUUAUUGGCUUGGCACAGCUUUAGGAAUUCUUAAAUCUCCUUCCACUUUACAGUGACUCUGAUGAAGCUCAAUCAAUCCAUAAUUUGUUCUUCGAUCAAAUCUUGAAGAGCAAUCCGGUCCUAAGUAUUGCUGAGGUCGUAGAUCAAGUAAAACUUACUGUUCAAAGAAUCAUUAACAUUGCUCAAUCAAAGCCAGAUCUCGAGUUACUCGAUGAUGAUGGCAAAGCUAAAGCUGAAAAAAUUAAAAUGUCAUAGAAAGAUAAAGAAAAAGAUACUAUUAAGGCCUCUGAUAAAAAACCUAGUCCUAGUUUAGUGAACAGAUGCAAGAAACAUCCAAAAGCCUUAGUUUCCUUCCAAUGCUAAGAUGAUAAUGAAGAGUUUUGUGAUUAGUGUUUUAGUAAUCACUCUGGCCAUAAGAUGAUUAACUAUAAAUCAGAAUGCCUCACUAUCUAGCAGAAAUGGACAAUAAUGAGAACCACAGCCACUCAUUAUCAUAACAAAUUUCAGAAAGACAAGGAUAAGAUUCCUUAAGAUUAAUUAGAAAAAUUUACAGAUAGAUAUUAGAAAUUAGCUAAAAAACAAGAAAAAAUCCUAGCAUUGUCUAAAUAAAACGACUAUUAAGCAAUGAAGGAGUUUGAGAAUUAAGAUAAAACAUAUAAUGAUAAGGUGGUUGAGUUUGGAAAAUCACUCUACGCUUAAUAUUUAAGCGUAAAAAAGCCAAAGAAAGGAAAAUCUGAUAGAAAAAGAGAGUCAAAGGAAAAAGAUAAAUUGAGCUAGAGAUCAGUUGUUAUUAUUGAAGAUAGUGAUGAAUUUAAAGGCAUUAAGACUUAACUAGAGUAGUUGUAGGAAUUAGUAAAGGGCUAACAAGAAUAAAAAGAUGCAUAAACCUUGAAAUUAGUUGAGAAAUAAAGUAAGUUGAGGGAAAAGGUUAAAACUUAAUCUUCUGUAAUUAAAGACCUCAUAUAAUAAAUUUCAGACUAAGGCGAUAGACUUAGUACCUUAACUAAAUAGAUAAAUAAGCAAGUUAAAAGACAACGUUUUUCUCAUGAUAGUGAUAAGUUGGCAAACGGGAACGAUGAUGAAAGUCUAAGCAAAAGAAUUAUGAAGAAUUAUGAGUCAAAGUAAAAGAAAAAGAGAAGUAAAAUUGAAAGUUUGAGUUCAGGCUCUGAUCUUUCAUAUUCAAAUGUGCCGGCUAAGAAAAAAAGACUAUCUUCUUCAAAAUCAGAGGAAGAAUUAAGUGAAGGGGAAGUCAAAAGGAGAGAAGACUUAAGUGACUCUGAUAAGUUAGUAGUUGUUGAUUCUGAGUGA
Messenger RNA from Stylonychia lemnae, 4392 nucleotides. The record is from the annotation of a GenBank genome assembly. NCBI's taxonomy places the organism in Eukaryota, Ciliophora, Spirotrichea, Sporadotrichida, Oxytrichidae.